AUGAGUUCUACCUCAGACUCUCCCGAGCCAACUCCCUCCGAUCCACUUCCUCUACGCAGCUGCACCUACUGCCGCUACCGGAAAGUGAAAUGUGAUCGCCAGAAGCCCUGCUCUCACUGCCUACGCGCCAAACGCAAUUGCUCAUAUCCCGCUGGUCGCGGUAGAGCUGCCAAGAAGUCUACUCGAACGCUGGAUACCCGUCUCGUCGAUCGGCUCCAGAGAUUGGAAAACAUCAUCAAGGAACUCACAAGCCAGGUCGAGGCCACAACUGAUGCCGCCCCAUCUGGAAAUAAUACAGAUGUAGAAGAAAUUGAACCGCAUCGGGGUGUCGUAGGGAACUCCCUGUUGGGAGAAGAUGGCGCUGCUCAUGAUGCUUCCACCAGCCAGCAACUUGGUCGCCUCAUGAUAGAUGAUAGCAAGAGCUACUACGUUAGUAACAUUUUGUGGGCCAAUCUAGGAAAUGAGAUCGAAGAAUUGCGCGACAUGCUACACGACUCUCUGUCUGAAGAUGAUGCUAACAACCCUACUGAUGCAUCUGGACCCAUGCCGGAGUUGGCAUCAUCCAUUGGAACAAGUGCUUCGGUCUUUGGGUUUCGUUCCCUCUGUCAUUCCCUUCUAAACUACCAUCCACCUAUGCACCUAUCAGUCACUCUCUUGAACAUCUUUAUUGAGAAUGUCCUUCCACUGGUGCAUAUUUUUCAUAUGUUAACCACAGAGCAGUGGUUCUGGGAUUCCAUCGUGUCAUUAGAGGCACUCGAUAGAAAUGCAGAAGCCUUGCUCUUUGCCAUCUACUACUCCUCUAUCAUCAGCAUGGAUGAAGGCCAGUGCGUAAGCGUCCUCGGGGAGUUACGUUCUACCUCGCUCAAUAAGUUCCGCUUUGCAGUCGAGCAAUCCAUGGCCCGUGCCAACUUGCUAAACACACAAAGCCUUGUCCUCCUCCAAGCCGCUGUGUUGUUCCUAUCGGGCCUACGGAACGAAGACGACUCUAGAACGACAUGGUCUUUAACAUCACUUAUAUUUCACAUCGCCCAAGCUAUGGGUCUGCAUCGUGACGGAACAACUUUUGGUCUCAAACCACUUGAUACCGAACUCAGGCGGCGGCUCUGGUGGCAUAUCUGUCUACUAGACAUGCGCUCCUCUGAGUUUCACGGAUACGAGCCUAUAGUACGGGGCGACAUGUUUGACACAAAGCUUCCGCUCAACAUCAACGACAGUGACAUCACCCCUCAUAUGAAAGAAGCUCCUAAAGAGCAUGAAGGAUAUACUCAGAUGACGUUCUGUCUAAUACGAUGCGAGAUGACGAAAGCUGGCUGGAAGGUUGGAUAUGCAUCACCGAUUCCAGGCUCGCCAGCGACUGCAGCACAAGCUGAUGGUGAACUAAUUGUUCAAGAACUCAAGGCCCGAUUGGAGGAACGGUAUCUACGUUACUGUGAUGAAUCCGUACCGUUCAUGCUCUUUACAACGAAGGUCGCCCGACUCAUCGUUGCCCGCACGGGGCUGAUGGUUGACUUUCCAAGGAAGCAAAAGGAAGCAUACACUUCGGCGAUCAUUCGAGACCGACUGUUUUCCAUCUCUAUGGAAGUACUUGAACUUUCAAGUUUUAUCAUGACAAACAGCAGUAUCUCAAAGUGGACGUGGCACUCCAAAGCUCAUAUCCAGUGGCACGCAGUCAUAUUUGUACUCUCUGAGAUUUGUUCUCGUCCAGCGUCUGCAGAAUGUGAUCGGGCAUGGGAGUUUAUCAACACGGUCCAUAAUCGAUGGAAUAUGAAUGAAAGGGGCAAGAGGGGGAAUCUUUGGAGGCCGAUUCAGCGACUCAUGGUUAAGGCUCGCUAUGUACGCGAGAUGCAGCAGCUGGAUCCGGGGUUUCAUCUUGCUAGAAGAAUGGCUACACUGGAUACGACGCCCGCGCAGGCUGGAAGCUCUGAAAUGCAGCAGGAAACACCAGACCCAUACAACAUUCCUGACAUGGCGAGUCCGAAUGGGUAUAUGGAUUGGAUGCUUGGAGAUCUCGGGAUAGACUUGUACGGUGGAAUGGCGAACGGACCCAGCUGUGGCUAG
Molecule: messenger RNA, 2058 nt
Organism: Fusarium tjaetaba
Lineage: Eukaryota; Fungi; Ascomycota; Sordariomycetes; Hypocreales; Nectriaceae
Product: bikaverin cluster-transcription factor
Exons: 2
Coding region: 1-2058 (685 amino acids)
Biological process (GO): regulation of DNA-templated transcription; DNA-templated transcription
Molecular function (GO): DNA-binding transcription factor activity, RNA polymerase II-specific; DNA binding; zinc ion binding
Source: RefSeq, a predicted model, not a curated record